Phytophthora sojae is the source of this 387-nucleotide messenger RNA. RefSeq lists its product as hypothetical. The record is from RefSeq and is a predicted model, not a curated record. Lineage: Eukaryota; Oomycota; Peronosporomycetes; Peronosporales; Peronosporaceae. The coding region runs from base 1 to 387 and encodes 128 amino acids. The transcript has 2 exons.
AUGAAGCGCGACUUUGCGCGUGAAAGCACCACCGACCUCAAGAGCAGCUUUGACUACUUCGAGCAGAUUCUGCUCACCCACAGCGUCAACCGGUCGCCAAAGAGCGUGGGCAUCUUUACCCGAGAGGAGGUCGCAGUCAUCGUGGACUACGUCACGAACUCGUACUACCGACACUUUCAGCUCUACAAGUGCAUCUACACGCCGUACUACCACGUGCACCUUGUGCAGCGCGAGAUCAACGACAUCCAGACACCCAAGGCCCCGCGUCCGCUCAGCCACGGCUAUCUUCACUCCACCAGAUCUCUACCAUCCAUCGAGUCGACCGGAACACUCGACAAAGACGAAGUAGCAGCAGUAGAGACCACAGAGACCCCAUCAGAUGCAUAA